Messenger RNA from Ilyonectria robusta, 2892 nucleotides. RefSeq lists its product as uncharacterized. The transcript is spliced from 5 exons. Gene Ontology annotation, biological process: nucleoside metabolic process. The record is from RefSeq and is a predicted model, not a curated record. Gene Ontology annotation, molecular function: protein binding; catalytic activity. The coding region runs from base 1 to 2892 and encodes 963 amino acids. Lineage: Eukaryota; Fungi; Ascomycota; Sordariomycetes; Hypocreales; Nectriaceae.
AUGUCAUCUCCGCAGCCUUCUCGCCGUGACGACUUCGAGGUCGCAAUCAUCUGCGCACUGCCGCUCGAGUACGACGCCGUGUCUUACAUCUUCGACGAGUUCUGGGAUGAAAAUGGCGAUCGAUACGGACGAGCGACGGGAGACCCCAACAGCUAUACGACUGGCCGUGUGGGCAAAUACAAUGUCGUUCUGGCCCUUUUGCCGCACAUGGGCAAGACUAACGCGGCCAGCGCGGCCGCAAGCAUGCGAUCGAGCUACGGAGGCUUGCAACUGGCCCUCCUAGUCGGCGAUGUAGUCAUCAGCAAGACCGUCGUCCAGUACGAUUUCGGCCGGCAGUAUCCUGACAAGUUUGUACGCAAGAACACCGUCGAGGACAAUCUUGGCCGGCCGAACAAAGACGUCCGCAAUCUGCUCGCUCUAUUCGAGACCGACCGGGGCCUCGACCAGCUCGAACAACGGACUGCCCGUUUUCUUCGGCAGCUGCAGGCCAACGUCGCCCAGACAAGGCGUCGGGGCAAGUACGACUACCCCGGACCGGCGGAAGACAGGCUAUUCGAGCCGACCUACCGUCACAAGCACCACGUAUCGCCGACAUGUAGUUGCCGCGAUUGCUUCAGCCACGUAGACCCCGUUUGCGACGAGGCCCUCAGCUCGUCAUGCGCGGAUCUCGGAUGCGACGACGAACAUCUUGUCACGAGGGAACGGCUCCAGGCAAAACGGCAGUCAGAACACCAUGACAGCGAUACGGCUCGGCAGCCGGCAGUGCAUGUGGGGGCGGUUGCAUCGGGAGAUACCGUGAUGAAGUCGGCUGCCGACCGAGACAGGCUCUCGAGGGAAGCAGGCGUGAUUGCGUUUGAGAUGGAGGGCGCUGGGGUCUGGGACGAAGUUCCCUGUAUCGUGGUCAAGGGAGCGUGCGACUAUGCGGACUGCCACAAGCAUAAGGGAUGGCAGAAUUUUGCAGCGGCGACGGCGGCCGCGGCGUCCAAGGCAAUUCUAGAAGGCUAUAUCCGAACUGACAAAGCUCUGAAAGCGUCCGCGGGCGACGAUGCCUGCGCUAGCAUGGGCCGAGAGAACGGUUGUUGCCCCAUCGUGUUCGUUCGAAUUUGUUGCUACGUUGUCUCACCGCAUCAUGUAUCUUUUAGCGGCGAACACGUGUUUGCCGGCGUGCACGCGUCUGGCGGGGGCACGAUCAACUACAAUUUUGGCGGCCACGCCCCACCGCGAUCUGUCCGACCCUUCUCGACCAUCCCUUUCCCGCCGGAUCCCAAGUUCGUUGAGCGGACGGACAUCGUGCUCUGGCUGCGAGAUCAAACCGCACAACCGGGCAGCCGCGCUGCGCUCGUCGGGCUCGGCGGCAUCGGGAAAUCACAGGUUGCGAUCCAUUACGCGCACAAGGUCCGACAGGCGUCACCGGACACCUGGGUUUUCUGGGUGCAUGCGAGCUCCAGGGCCCGUUUCGAGGAGGCGUACCGAAACAUCGCCGAUAAACUACAACUUCCAGGACGAGAUGAUCCGAAGCGCAACGUGCUCCAGCUGGUGCAUACCUGGCUGUGCGACGAAGAGAAUGGACCAUGGAUGAUGGUGCUCGACAAUACCGAUUCCGUCGAGGUGUUCUUUCCAGGCGCCCAUGGCUCACGCGACCAAUCACUGGCAUCAUUCUUACCAAAGACCGGCCGCGGAUCGAUCAUAAUCACAUCUCGCAAUACAGAUGCAGCGGAGAGGCUGGCCGGUCCGGAUGCGAUCUACAAUGUGCCGAUAAUGGAGAAAAGCCAAGCCCUGCAGCUUCUCCGGAACAGGCUUAGGGAGUGCGCUGAGGAUGUUGUGGCAAUGACAGGUCUAAUUGAUGAUCUAAACUACAUGCCGCUUGCAAUAACCCAGGCUGCCGCUUACAUCAAGCGAAGGAGGCCCCGCAUGUCGGUAUCGGCUUACGUGGACGAGUUCUGGAGAAGCCAUAAGAAGAAGGCGAACCUCCUCAACAGAGACGGCGGCGACCUUCGUCGGGACGAGAGCGCCUCGAACUCGAUCGUCACUACAUGGCAGAUUACCUUCGAACAGAUCCGUCGCGAACGGCCGUCAGCCGCCAACUUACUCUCCUUUAUGAGCUUCUUUAAUCCACAGGGAAUUCCCGAGUCCGCCCUCCAGGCCUAUGCACGCGACCACAAGGAAGAUGCUCUUGAGGAGGACCUUGAGACCCUUCGCGGAUACUUAUUAGUGGCGGUAAUGGCUGAUAAAGAAAUAUUCGAAAUGCAUACUUUAGUGCAAUUUUGUACGCAGGUGUGGCUAUCGUCAUUUAGCAAUAUACAACAGUGGAAGCGGGAGUUUCUAAAGGUCAUAUCAGACCAAUAUCCAUCAGGGGAGUAUAAAAACUGGCCAGAAUGCAAGAGAUUGGAUCCCCAUAUUGAUAAAAUUCUUAAAGAGGAGCCAAAUAGUACUGAAGAUGUUUUAAGGUGGGCCAGGCUGCUUACAAACGCAGGAUCGUAUCGGUGGAUGAAGGGGAUAUAUAAGGAGGCAGAGGAGAUGAAUCGACGAGCUCUGGAGACAAAAGAGAGGGUGCUCGGCAGAGAGCAUCCUUCUACGCUCACGAGCAUCAACAAUCUUGCGACAGUGCUGCAAGACCAGGGAAAGUACGAGGAGGCGGAGCAGAUGAAUCGACGAGCUCUGGAUGCAAGCGAGAAGGUGCUCGGCAGAGAGCAUCCUUCCACGCUCACGAGCGUUUACAACCUAGCCUACCUCUUCCACAGACAGACCCGCUUCUCAGAGGCGGCUAAGCUGUAUGAGAGGGCCUGUAACGGUUAUGUGGAAGUUCUCGGAUCUGAUCACCCUACUACGAGAGCCUGUGUGGCACAUUACCGUUCUUUGAGAGACGACAUGGCGAAUGAGCAUGUACAUUAA